UCAUGCUGCUGCCAGGUCCAGAGUCUCUCAUGGGUCCCUGUACGGCCUCCCAUUGCUGCUGUCUCCAUCGCCACACUCUGCCAUGUGCCACUUUCAGGUCUCCUCACACUGCUGGUGUGUUCCAUUUUUUGUCAUAGGGUGCUGGCAGAUUACGGGCCUCCCAUAGCUGCUGCCAGGCCCCUAAUCUGCCAUGGGCCCCUAUACCGCCUCCUCAUGCUGCUGCUGCCAAGUCCAGAGUCUGUCAUGGGUCCCUGUACGGCCUCCCAUUGCUGCUGUCUCCAUCGCCACACUCUGCCAUGUGCCACUUUCAGGUCUCCUCACACUGCUGGUGUGUUGAAUUUUUUG
Staurois parvus is the source of this 345-nucleotide messenger RNA. The record is from the annotation of a GenBank genome assembly. Lineage: Eukaryota; Metazoa; Chordata; Amphibia; Anura; Ranidae.